UCCCCGGCUCCUCUUCCUUAUUGGUCAGGUGGAGCCGUUACCUCACUCCGGGGCGCGUCACGCAGCGUCUUCACGUAUCCUUCACGCGUGUCUCUUCUUGUUUCUUAUUGAGAGUCUUGCCGUCGGUCGGAGGGAGAAAAGCGGGAUUGUCAGCGAGCCGAAGAGAGUGCAGGGAACGGACCGGGGUGCGCUUGAUACUCAACACUUCCCAUCCCGGGAGGAGAGCGGCGCACAAGAGCAGUCUCUCUCUCACUCGCUUUCUCUCUCGCUCUCACACACACUUUCUCUAUGUGUCUCUCUCCCGCACCCAUACACACUCACGGACGCCCGCGCGCACGCACGCUCUUCAUACGUCUCCACUUUGCCGGAGUAAAUUACGGCAUUGAUCUUAACGGCGAGUGCGGAUCUGUCUCUUGUGUUCGUGCUUUCUUCGACGGAGCGACUUGGAGAAACGGACAGAGAAGUAACUCCUCUUAUACUGAAUGUCUGUGAGGACCCUUUGUCAUGUUCGCUUAGCUCCCCUGCGUGAUGCCUGAUCAUGACAGCACCUCACUCUUAACCAGACAAACCAAGCGCAGACGUGUCGACAUCGGGGUGAAAAGGACUGUGGGUAGCACGAUAUUCGGCCGCUCCAGGGAGACCCUGCUCGACAGCAUGAACCAAUCGCACUGCAUCGACCAGGACGGAGACUGCUCUUUGGUCGCUCACGGCCACGGCAGCGCCAACGUUGACGGGGAGAAGUCAAAUGUUCUAAGGAAGUUGCUGAAGAGGGCAAACUCGUACGAAGACGCCAUGAUGCCUUUCCCUGGGGCCACCAUUAUCUCUCAGCUACUGAAGAAUAACAUCGGAAAGAAUGGAGGGAGUGACUCAGGCUUUCAGGGGAGUGGAGCUUUGUCCAGCGGAGGUUCAGAGAUCCAGGCGGAGGAUGCUUGCAGCAACUCCUCUCAUGACCGGGACAGCCCCUCUGACUGCCUCUCUCCUGGGCCUCCUCACGCCCCUCCAUCGUCGUCCUCCUCCUUUGGGCGUCCGCCUCCUGCUUCUAGUCUCAACACCCACGCUCCCUCUCAGCAGCCCCUCGCGCUCUCCUCCUUCGACCUGGACAGGCUAUCAGACGAGCACCUUCGCGCAAAGCGGGCUCGCGUUGAGAACAUCAUCCGCGGUAUGAGCCACUCCCCGCUGGUCAGGCCCAACGCCGGCGACCACAACCAAGAAAGCAACCGCGAGAAUGAGAACAGCAGCAACAACAGCAGCAGCAGCAAUGACCACCGAGGAGAUGUCAACAGCCACAACACCAGCAGCCACAACCACAGCCGGGGCGACAGGCCUUCUUCCCUGCUGAGCUCUCCAGGUUUGCGAGGCGGCGUGGUCAGCGUUGGCGAAGUCUACAGGGAGAAUAAGAGAAAGCAGCGGCUGCCGCAGCAGCAGCACAGCUUCACCCAGCUGGUGUGUUCCAGGCAGGAGCAAAGGCAGGAGGAGAGACGGCAGCUCAAACUGCAACUGGAGGACAUGCAGAAACAGCUGCGCCAACUCCAGGAGAAGUUCUACCAGAUCUACGACUCAGAGACCGAGGAAGAGGAAGACAACGGCGAGCCAGACCGAGGAAGAGAAAGAGAGGAGGAUGGCAAUUUGUCAGAGGACAGUAUACGCUCUGACGGCCUGGAAGAGAGGCACCGAGACAGAGGGCGGCAUAGCCAUGACGACCUAUCAGAGCUCGACCCGGGCCUGUUCCUGGAUCGGGCCAGAGCCCUCCUCCGAGAGCAGGCCCUGAUCGAUGGUGAGUUGGAGGAAGAUGUGGAUGGCAGGGAACAGGAGGAGAGGAAUGGAGCAAAGGUGGUGAAGAGGAGAGGAGCAGGAGGAAGGCAGUUAGCAGAGACGCUGAAACAGGAGCUUAACUGUGCCGUGUCGCAGGUGGUCGACACGGUCGUCAAGGGCUUCUCCUCGCCAAAGCAAGCCGUCAGCCGCCAUCGUGGCUGCCACAGUAGCACACCGGCUGCGCCCUCCUCGUCCUCCAACUCAUCCUCAUCAUGUCCUCCGCCCUUUGGUCCCCUCCCCUCUCUUACUCCAGACUCACGCUUUGGUGGUGGCGCCCUGACCCUAAGUCUGAACGGCGACGGCAGUCCUACCCCGAACUACCAUUCCUCUAACCAGAGGCUGCACUGCUUCGGCGAUGUGAUCGUCCCGAGCCCGCUGGAUUCAUUUGGUGGUUUAAGUGGCAGACUGAGCGGUAUUCCAACGCCCAACGACCAAACUGAGGCACUGCCGCUGGUGGUGCGAAAGAGUAGCGGAGGUGGGGGAGAGAACACCAACCCCUCUCUCCCUCCUCCUCCUCACCAUCCCUCCCUCCACCCUUCUCCUCUCACAGCCUCGCUCGGGUUCAGCCCGCCAUCAUUUCGCCACCCGUUCCCUCUUCCUCUUAUGGGUUACCCAUUUCAGAGCCCCCUGGGGCCGCACGGAGGACACGGGUAUCCACCAGGGCCCAAGGACCAUCAUCGGUCCUCCCCUGAUUCCAUGGACAUGACCCGGGAAUCCAUCAGCCUCAGAACCAAAAUGGCGUCCCUAGGAGGAGGCCAUCUCAGUCACCACCACCAUCACCACCACCACAGGCAGAGCUCGCCGAACCAACAUGGGCCAGAGGGUCUGUCCUUGUCCCUCAUCAAGUCUGAGUGUGGGGACCUGCAAGACAUGUCCGACAUAUCGCCCUACUCAGGCAACACCAUUCAGGAGGGCUUAUCUCCAAACCACCUGAAGAAGGCCAAGCUGAUGUUCUUCUACACCCGCUACCCGUCCUCCAACAUGCUCAAAAUUUUCUUCUCCGACGUCAAGUUCAACCGCUGCAUCACCUCCCAGCUGAUCAAGUGGUUCAGCAACUUCAGGGAGUUCUACUACAUCCAGAUGGAGAAGUUCGCCCGGCAGGCCAUCAAUGAGGGCGUGACGGCUUCAGAGGAGAUGUCGGUGGGCCGUGAUGCCGAGCUCUUCAGGGCGCUCAACAUGCACUACAACAAGGCCAACGACUUUGAGGUUCCUGAACGAUUCCUGGAGGUGGCCCAGGUGACCCUUCGCGAGUUCUUCAACGCCAUCGUGGCAGGAAAGGAUGCAGACCCGUCCUGGAAAAAGGCCAUCUACAAGGUGAUCUGCAAACUGGACAGCGAGGUUCCUGAGGUUUUUAAAUCCCCAAACUGUCUACAAGAGCUCCUCCACGACUGACUGGGGCGAGGGAGCAGAUCCCGCACGCAAGACAAGCCUCAGAGGACAUUAGAAGACUUUAAGAAAACGUAGAUUAGACUUUAUCGACGUUUGACCUACAUGAUGCGAUGCUGAGACUUGAAGUGAUUAUCUCGGAUAUUUGUUGUUUUUGGUCAUCUUUUAAGGACAGAACUGCCUUUGAAAUGUUUUAUAAAACAAGAAAAUAUUCCUCCUCAAGACUCGGACUCGUGAGUCGUUCAGACUAACAAAUUAUGUCCAGACUUUUAUAAAGGCAAAACAGUGAAAACGAACGUCCUUGCACUUACAGAAGAGCUCCUUCUUGUUAAAACAGCCCGUCUCCAGUCUCGUCCCUCUCUGGAGAAACAACGGGAUGAAGAAGAUGAAGGAUCCUUCUUCAUCCUGUGAUCAUCCGGAGCCAACUAAAAAUAAAGAAGAUAAUAUAUACAAAUCUUUUUAUUGUGGAUGUUUUUAAGUUUCAUGGACAUUUUUUGAGACAAAAAAAGUGAUGUUUCUGUAUUUUUCCUUCUUUGUAUAAGCUUCUCUUCUAUGAUCCCUCAGUCACUCACAUAGAUACACGUGCACACACAACCACAAACACACAAUCUUCUUGAAUAGAAAAGCACAGUAGCAUUCCCAAAUCCUCACCCAAACCCAGACAGCUGGGUGUCAACGAGCUUAGUUGUUGUUUAUUUCCCUUCUUUUCCCCCUCUUCUUACUGUACUGAGACGUACUGCGUGUUUUCUUUUUUUUGACUGUGUGGCUCUCCCUGCCCCAUCCCUUCCUUGGUUGCCCCUCUCGGAUCAUGUUGCAUUCAGGUACCCAGAGCGACAGGAAAAAUAAGGAUUUCACGAUUUAAAAUCUUCAAAUAUGAGAAAAUCAGUUAAUCCAAACCCCUUUAAAUAGUAUGGGAAGUGAGUUUUAACUGUGAUGAACCAGAAAGUCUCGUUAAAAAGCUUAAAUUCGCUACAUUUUCUGCAUCAAAAUGUCCAAAAGGUAUUAGAACUUUGUUAUAUGUUUUGUAUGGUUGCGUAAUAAGAAAAUAGACGUUUUAUGCACGAGGUAAAUGGAAUAAAUUGUGCUUGUCUUCUAGGGAAACACGGGACAAUAAACAGAUUAUAGGUCAGAGAUUAAGGACAGAAUCCAGCACCCAUGAUCCCACGCUACUUAACAACAUCAUCACAUUAUGUCUGUUAUUGUUGUUUUGACUGACAGAAAUGACAUACUGUGUGUUUAACCUCAGCUUUCUUUAACAUUUACUUUCAUAUUUAUUUAACAUUUACAACAAAGUGAUGAACUUCUAGAAGACAUUUCAUUGGUACAAAACACACUUCAGUGAUUUCUUGUUAAGAACUGACAGCAGCACUUCUUGGUAUUUCUUCACUUUAAAUUCUGGUGGAGAAAUGAAUCAAAUUUGAGCGAUAUACGAGGUUAGACUACCAUUGGGUUUUCUUCUGUGUAUUGCACUGGUGCUAAUGACACAUGCACUAAACUUCCUGUCAUUACCUGUAAUUUUCAGGGUGAACUGCAAUACGGCUACAUUUUCCACCUUGACUUUAUCUGGACUUUUUCCUCCACAGUCCCAAAUAAAAAUGAUCCCAAGAAGUCAGGGUGAGAGAGGGUAAUAUUUAGGAACGGUCACAGGGGCAAGUGGAAGGAGGUGAUGAGGUUUCUUAUCCUGCAGCCUGUGCAAAGUUGUGAAGCUACGUCACAAUCUUUGAUGCUCCUCAGCAUGUUCUUUUCCAUCCAUUCAUUGAAACUAUGACUAAGUCCAAUUACACAAAACAUUGAUAAUGAGGCAGAAUCUGUUAUCACAGCUUCAAACUCUGUGACUUCCUCAGUGUCCUAUUUACAUUGCCUCCUUACCCGCUGUUAGGAACAUGUGUGAACGAGUAACUCAGGAUUUUGACCCCAUACCUCGAGUCCAUUUAGUCCCUCUCUUCAUGCUAAUUACCUGGAAACAACUUCCCAAACCUGAUUUAGAAUAAGAUGAUUUUAUUUAGAAUAAGAUGAGUUGUGUAAGCUCUGGGGGUCCCAGAGGGGCGGCCUCACCGACCGGGUCAUGUGUGAAGUGUUUAAGGUUUUAACAGCAGAAAAAAAAGAACAUACGAGAAAAUGCUGAUAUUUGUAGCUUGUAUAGAUGUAAUAAUGACUCUGAUCACUCUGAUAUUGUUAUUAUUUAUAAUUGAAAUAAUUAUUCCUAUUAAUGUUAUUCUGAUGAUGAUAAUGAUUAUUAUUAAUGCUUGCUACAGAUUUGACCAGUGGUUUACUCAUUGUUUCUCCAUCACACUGCAACAUGAAAUAAAUUAUUCUUUGACAAAAAAGGAGAAGAAGA
This is a messenger RNA of Labrus mixtus (cuckoo wrasse), 5536 nucleotides long. Its product is annotated as prospero homeobox protein 1-like. The transcript has 7 exons. The coding region runs from base 529 to 3204 and encodes 891 amino acids. NCBI's taxonomy places the organism in Eukaryota, Metazoa, Chordata, Actinopteri, Labriformes, Labridae. Gene Ontology annotation, cellular component: nucleus. Gene Ontology annotation, molecular function: DNA-binding transcription factor activity, RNA polymerase II-specific; RNA polymerase II cis-regulatory region sequence-specific DNA binding. The record is from RefSeq and is a predicted model, not a curated record. Gene Ontology annotation, biological process: regulation of transcription by RNA polymerase II.